This is a messenger RNA of Eremomyces bilateralis CBS 781.70, 1458 nucleotides long. RefSeq names its product calmodulin dependent protein kinase. Gene Ontology annotation, biological process: protein phosphorylation; cellular response to oxidative stress. Lineage: Eukaryota; Fungi; Ascomycota; Dothideomycetes; Eremomycetales; Eremomycetaceae. The record is from RefSeq and is a predicted model, not a curated record. The transcript is spliced from 5 exons. Bases 45 to 1268 code for a protein of 407 amino acids. Gene Ontology annotation, molecular function: ATP binding; calcium/calmodulin-dependent protein kinase activity.
CCGAGUGCAAGGCUGGAGUUCGCUGACCGGAAAUAGUAACGAACAUGAUGAACCGCCUCCACGGCCAGCCAGACUCGUAUGAUAAGAAAUCGAAGUAUAGUUUCGGGAAGACCCUCGGUGCCGGAACAUACGGGAUCGUAAGAGAGGCCGAAAGCCCCGAUGGCAAGGUAGCCGUGAAGAUCAUCCUCAAGAAAAAUGUGCGGGGGAACGAGCAGAUGGUGUACGAUGAGAUGGAGAUGUUGCAGCGUAUGAAACAUCCACAUAUUGUCAAGUUCUUCGAGUGGUUCGAGUCAAAGGACAAGUACUACAUCGUCACCGAGCUUGCGACCGGAGGCGAACUAUUCGACCGGAUCUGCGACCGCGGAAAGUUCACGGAAAAGGACGCCGCGGAAACGAUCCUGCAAGUGCUGGAGGCCGUCAACUACCUGCACAUAAACAAUGUCGUCCACCGAGACCUCAAGCCCGAAAACCUCCUCUACCUCUCCCCCUCCCCUAACUCCUCCCUCGUCCUCGCCGACUUCGGCAUCGCGAAAAUGCUCGACUCCAACGAGGUGCUCACCACGAUGGCCGGGUCGUUCGGAUACGCGGCGCCAGAAGUGAUGUUGAAACAUGGACAUAGCAAGCCAGUGGACAUGUGGUCGCUGGGCGUCAUUACAUACACCCUGUUGUGCGGGUACUCGCCGUUCCGCAGCGAGAAUCUGACCGACCUGAUCCAAGAAUGCACGUCAGGGAAAAUCACCUUCCAUAACCGCUACUGGUCCGACGUCAGCGACGAUGCGAAAGAUUUCAUCAACCAGCUCCUGCAACCAGAGCCACAUAAACGACCCGCCAGUCAACAAGCCCUAAAUCACGUCUGGUUCUCCGGCAAAAAUGCCACCGACCACAAUCUUCUCCCCGAAAUCCGCGCCCUUGUCGCCAAGCAGCGCCUCCGCCGCGGCAUCGACAUGGUCAAACUCGCCAACCGCAUCGAAGCGCUGCGCAUGCAGGAAGACGACGACGAGGAUGAUGCGCCGGGACAGACGGACGUGCCGCCAGACGCGCGCGAGGCGGCCGGGCAAGCGCUCGCAGCGCAUGAUCCACAGGACGGUGUGGCGGUGCCGAGUACACCGCCGGGGGGGAGCGGGACCGGGGGGAGGGGGAGGUUGAGUAAGAUUGCGAAGGGGGCGAUUUUUAAGGAGGUGGUGUUGGCGAAGGUGAGGGAGAUGAAGGCGGAUCAGGAGAGGCAGGAGUUUGAGAAGUCGUUGGAGAAGGGGGAGGGGACGAGAUAGGGGGAUGGGGCGAUACUAGGAGGGACGGAUACUCUUUCGGGAUUGGGUUAUUUAGUUGGUGGGUGUGGGAUGGGAUGGGAUGGUUAGAUAUGAUAUGAUAUGGUGAAGUCAUGUUGGAAGAGCGGUGGGCUGGAAAAUUGGUGCCCUCUACCUCAGGAUCAAGGGGCUCACAUUGUCAUGUUGUUCAUUG